Messenger RNA from Phoenix dactylifera (date palm), 2394 nucleotides. NCBI's taxonomy places the organism in Eukaryota, Viridiplantae, Streptophyta, Magnoliopsida, Arecales, Arecaceae. The record is from RefSeq and is a predicted model, not a curated record.
AUGGAGCAACAACUAUUCAAAUUGAAGGUAAAAUUUGGAGGAUAUUUUAAGAAGGUUAAGAAUUCUACAAGACUUAAGUACUACUUUGGAAGACAAAAGAGCUGGUUAGUUGAUGUUGACUGUUAUUGCUAUAAGGACCUAUAUGAUGAUAUAGUGCAUACCUUCAAUUUGAAGCUUGAAGAGACUAUAAAGAUUUGGUCUGUGAUUAGACAUUUAAUGCCUAAGUCUUACAUGAUAUUAGACACAGAUCAAAAAUUAAUGAGUUUGUUUGAGGAGUAUAAGGAUUUAAAAGAGUGCUUCAUAUUUGUCACAAAAGAGACCAAUAUUAUACAACUUUCUCAAUCAAUACUAGGCAGCCAAGAUCAAAUUGAAACAUGUAGAAGCACUGCAACUGCAAUAGAAGAGAUUCGAGAGGAUGAAGUAAGAGAAAACCAAAGGUACAAUGAAAAUGAGCAUCUAGCUACAAUAGGCAUUGAUACUUUAGCUACUGCUAUUGAAAAUAAUGACUUUGUUGGGGUAAAUGAUGAAACUUUAUCUCAAGAGGAGCAGGAAACAGAUACUGAAAUUUAUGGUUCUGAGAGUAGCUAUCACAGUAUUUAUAAUAGCGAUUCUGAUGAUGAUGAUGAAAAUAUCAUAGAGUAUGAGGGAGAGACAUAUGAGAUGGACAUUGUGGAUCCUAACAUGGCCGUAGGGACAAAAUAUACAAGUCGAGAACAGUUCAAGGUGGCACUGAGUCAGUAUGCUAUAUUGAAUGAAUUUGCCGUAAGAGUUCUCAAAAGUGAGCCUGGUAGAAUGACAGUGAGUUGCAAAGAUGAAGCUUGUAAUUGGAGACUUCAUGCUUCACUAUUAUGUGAUGGUCAUACAUUUCAGGUCAAAAAAUUGAAGGAACCUCAUACGUGCUCAUCUAUAAACAAAUGUGGCAACAAGAUGGCCACACAAUUUUGGAUAUAUGAUAGGAUCAUUGGUUGGCUACGAAAAGAGGGUGACCUGUCGCCUAUUGAGUUAAAAAGGAGAUUGUUGCAAUUCUAUCAUCUUGAGCUUCCAUACCACAGAGUUUGGAGAGGAAAGGAGCUUGCCAUGUCUAUGAUUCAUGGUAAUUGGGCAGAUUCUUUUGAGAGAAUGGAGGAUUUCAAGGAGGAGCUUUUGAGAAGAAACCCAGGUAGUGUAGUAAAGCUAAAGUUAGAUGUGGUUGAUGACAAGCAUUACUUCCACCGCUUCUUUAUUUGUCUGCAAGCUUGCAGUACGGGCUUUUUAGCUGGUUGUAGGCCUUUCAUAGGCCUAGAUGGUUGCCACUUAAAGGGAAAGUUCAGGGGUGUGAUGAUGGCUGCUACAUCACUUGAUGGAAAUAAUGGUUUGUUUCCAGUUGCUUUUGGUAUUGCAGAAUCUGAAAAUAGUGAUAGCUGGACUUGGUUUUUGGAGGCACUUAAAGAAUCAAUUCAAACUCCAGAAGGUCUGGUACUUGUAUCAGAUCGACAAAAGGGACUCGAAGAAGCAGUGCAACAUAUAUACCCUCAAGCAGAGCAUAGAAAAUGCAUGAGACACUUGUACAAAAACUUUCAAACAAAGUUUCCAGGAGACUGGCUUAAAAUUAAGGUAUGGGGAGCUGCAAGGGCAUAUACAAAAGUCCAACAUGACGAUAUCAUCAAUCAAAUUAAGGAGGCUAGCUUGGAGGCAUUCAAGUAUCUUAAUGCUGAAAAUAUUGGCUUAUGGAGUAGAUCUCAGUUUGGCAUCACAGCUAAGUGCUCCUAUAUAACAAACAACCUUUCGGAGUCAUUCAAUGCUUGGAUUUCUGAGGCUAGACAUAGGCCAGUUCUUGAUUUAUUAGAUGUCGUAAGACAAAAAAUUAUGGUGAAAAUGGAAGCAAGAAGGAGAAUGGCUGCCCGUUGGAAAGGAAAUUUAGUUCCUGUGGUAAUGAAGUAUGUAAGAGACAUUAGCCUUAAGCUAGGUGAUUAUAAUGUUUAUAGAACCAGUGAUUAUAGAGCAGAAGUAAUUGAGACUAAUGGAAGACAUGAAGUAAUUCUAAAUGAACAAAGGUGCUCUUGUCGUCUGUGGGAGGUGUCGGGCAUUCCUUGUGUGCAUGCUGCAGCUUUUAUUUGUAGUAUGAGAGGUGCAAAUUUGGAAAAUUAUGUCUCGGAGUACUUCACUGUUGCCAAGUAUAAGACUGCCUAUGCAUUAGAAAUUGGACCAUUACCUGACAAGGUCCAAUGGAUAAAAGUUGAUAUUGGAUAUAAGGUAUUGCCUCCUAAGCUCAGUCUAAGACCUCCAGGAAGGCCUAAAAAGAAGAGAAUUAGGGGUACAGAUGAGAAUACAUCGAAGAAGAUGCACAAAUGCCUAAGGGAAAUGGUUCAAGAGGAAGAGUGUCAUGUUCAGGAGGCACAUAUGCAGUGUUCGUAG